Lobosporangium transversale is the source of this 574-nucleotide messenger RNA. RefSeq lists its product as hypothetical. NCBI's taxonomy places the organism in Eukaryota, Fungi, Mortierellomycota, Mortierellomycetes, Mortierellales, Mortierellaceae. The record is from RefSeq and is a predicted model, not a curated record. Bases 119 to 367 code for a protein of 82 amino acids. The transcript has 3 exons.
GUUUGUGCUGUUUUCAGAACAGGUUCGCGCUGUUUUAGAAAAGGUUUGUGCUGUUUCAGAACAGGUUCAUGCUGUUUCAGAACAGGUUCGCGCUGUUUGGGCAAUCAGCUUGUGCUGUAUGGGCAAUCAGCUUGUGCUGUAUGGGCAGGGCAAUAGCCAGCGACUCUUUUCUUCAUGCUUGAACCUCGGCGGUCCUCCUGCAUAUGCGGUAUUGAUGUGUUGCCUUAACACUCUGAUCGUUGUUGAUAACGAGCUCCUAAGCUUUAAGCUUGACGUGUAUGUCGCCUGGGACCAUGGAACGGAGGAAUGUGACAUUGUCACUUUUCUCCGAGGUUUGAUCGGUUUCUCUUCAAGCAUGAUCCAGUAAAUAUUAUCAAUCAUCUCCUUGGAUGAUGCUUGCUUGAUCGGAUGCUCCUCUGAUGUGACCUGGAAUGGCUUGUCGGGUCCCAACACAAAACUUAUGGGUGGAAAGAUAGGAAUAGACAAUAGAAACAACUUGCCACUUGCUUGAGAAAAUUCCGAUGAUGCAGCUGCGGCAAUUCGCUUGGUGUGCUCACUUCUCCUUGCUCAGGUU